Messenger RNA from Macrosteles quadrilineatus (aster leafhopper), 1373 nucleotides. Its product is annotated as paramyosin-like. The transcript has 3 exons. Gene Ontology annotation, molecular function: DNA binding. The record is from RefSeq and is a predicted model, not a curated record. The coding region runs from base 29 to 1351 and encodes 440 amino acids. Lineage: Eukaryota; Metazoa; Arthropoda; Insecta; Hemiptera; Cicadellidae.
AGCUCGCGUUGUUGAGUGAGGUGCGACCAUGUUGGACACCUGUGGUGUUUGUGCAGGUGUCAUCCUUGAAUCUGAGGAGAAAAUCAAGUGCGCAGGACCUUGCGAGGAACUAUUUCACCUGUCGUGCGCCAUAGAAAGUGAGUCGGAAAAUUCACGGGAGGUAAAAGACUGCAAACCAAGGAAUCUCCCAUCGAAUCUGAAUUCGUCGAGUUCAAUUGUGCAAAAUGAUUUCUUUGAUCAAGUUCUGUCGGAUGCCUCGAAACUAGAAAAUAUUUUAAACAUGGUUCCUGAUUUACAAAGAAGUGGUAUUCGUGAUUUGUCCGAUAGGUCGGACUUGUUGGUAUCUUUGAAUAAGGAAAUACUUCAGCUACGGAGUGAAAAUGCUACACUUGGUAAUCGAGUAAGAGAUUUAGAUGUUAAAGUGAACAAUGAUAUUGUAAUGUUCGAUGAGUUGAAAAAAAUGGUGGGUGAUCUGACAAGCAAGCUAGAUGAAACCAGCAGGUCGGUGGUGGAUCUUAAAGAUGAAAUUAAAUGCAUUAGAAGUUUGAACAAAAAAGUUGAAGAUGAAAAUGCCAGUCUUGUAAAUCAAGUUAGGGACUUAGAAAAUAAACUAGGUGAACUGAAAUCGUCAUUAAAACAACAUAUAGAAAAUAGAGUGAUUCAUACAGAAAUACCUAGUGUCAAAACAAAUGAAGAGAAAGAAAGUCUUUCUUGUAAACCUGUGCUUCAGGAACACAAAAAUGAUGAAAACUCGUCUUUGGUUCCAGUGAGACGGAACAUCAAAUUUUCAAUGGCUGCCCAGGUUUAUAAAAAGUUUCUAGAACUGAACAAGGAUCAAGAUAUGUUCAAAAGCUGGCUUACUUCAGUGUGUGGUGCAAAUUCUAGAUGGUCUAGAGAAUGCUUCCAGUGUCUGCGCGAUUGGGAUAUCACAUUUGAAGUCCUAGUCCAGCAACAGCAACAAACUAUAACAAAGAAAUUGCAGCUAUUAGACACUAAGAACCAGGGGACAAUUACACAAAAUACAGAAAACAGAGUGACCCAUACAAAAAUAGCUAGUGUCAAAACAAAUGCAGAGAAAGAAAGUCUUUCUUGUAACAAUUUGUUUCAUUCACACAAAAAUGAAGAAAACUCGUUGGCAACUCGUCCUAAGUUGCUUGAGGUUCCUGUGAGACGGGACGUGCAAUAUUCAUUGGACAACAAUUCCUUGGAUUGCAAUAUGGAAAAUAAACCUGUAACUGAAUUGGCAGGAAUCGGCGAAACCGACGCGGACAGACUACUUGCUGACUUGAUGUAUCUGCCAACUCUACCCAUCGAAUUUUAUUUAGAUUUAUCUAAAAAUAUCAUUAUUUAGAUAUUUUUAGGUAUUUUUUGGA